This is a messenger RNA of Aspergillus steynii IBT 23096, 554 nucleotides long. RefSeq lists its product as uncharacterized. The transcript has a single exon. Lineage: Eukaryota; Fungi; Ascomycota; Eurotiomycetes; Eurotiales; Aspergillaceae. Bases 96 to 428 code for a protein of 110 amino acids. The record is from RefSeq and is a predicted model, not a curated record.
CAUCAAAUCAAAUGACAUCCGUCCAAAGACAUGGGGGAUCUGCUGGAUAUAGUGAACAGCCGGUGAACUCUAGCUGAGGGCGCCACCAAACCUGCAUGCCUCUCGGUCUCUCGCCAAAGGGAAGGGAUCGAGUCAGCGUCUCAGCACUCAGCAAGCAGGAGAGACCGUUAGCACCUGGCACGGUCCCGCUCGAGAAAUUCCAUCGCAUCCCUCGUGGAUUGUCUUACCCUCCUCCCCUCCGGCCAUUGGCGUGGCUUCCGAAGUGGAGUUGCUGCGACGACAAGGUCCCGUUGACAGGGGACUCCGUUAGUCUCCUCUGCCUGAGUCUAGUGCUGUCUCUUUCUAUCCCGGUUGGGACGGAGAACGGACUGCUUCGGAUUGGAUCGUUUUUUUGGCUCUGUUUUUCUGCUGACGGACGGACUGAUUGAUUCCUAAGCCAGAGAGAAGAAAAUUUUUUAAAAAAAAGGUAUGGUCAUCAAGUGCACCGACGAUGGUUAGGCUGGCCUGCCCACCAGGUUGGAUGGACAAGUUUCCCUUGAUCCGACCAGACAAUA